GAAUUGAAUUUAGUUUUGAUUUUUUGAAUUGAGAUCUAAUUAAAAGCAAAAUCUAAACCAUGGCUUCCAAUCGAGACAAGGCUACCGACCAGUUAAAGGACUUCAAAGCGAGUCAGCCAGCUAAACCUGUCCAAGUCACAACCCAAUUCGGGAUCCCAGUCGGGGACAAACAAAAUGCCCUAACCGUCGGCCCCCGGGGACCCAUACUCCUAAAGGACAACCACCUCAUCGAAGAACUUUCCCGAUUCGAUAGGGAACGCAUACCGGAGCGGGUGGUGCACGCCAAGGGUGCCGGUGCUUUCGGGUACUUCCAGGUCACCAAACCGGACAUCACCCGGUACACCAAGGCCAAGGUGUUCGACACGGUGGGCAAAAAGUCGCCGGUAGCCGUCCGAUUUAGCACCGUAUGGGGCAAUACAGGGUCGGGCGAUACCCAUCGGGACCCGCGCGGGUUCGCCGUCAAGGUGUACACCGAGGAGGGUGUGUGGGAUUUGGCGGGAAAUAAUACCCCGAUCUUCUUCAUCCGGGAUCCCAUGCUAUUCCCGUCGUUCAUACACAGCCAGAAGCGCAACCCCCAGACCAACCUGAAGGACCCGGACAUGUUGUGGGACAUGCUGUCCCUGAGGCCUGAGUGCACCCACCAAACGGUGUUCCACUUUUCCGAUAGGGGUAUCCCCGAUGGCUAUAGGCAUAUGAAUGGGUACGCGGAUGACCCUGAUUACUCUAUACGUGACUUGUUUAACGCCAUCGCAAACAAGCGCUUCCCCUCGUGGACACUACACGUCCAGAUCAUGACCUACGACCAGGCCAGGGAGUUCAAGUUCAAUCCCUUUGACCUGACCAAGGUGUGGCCGCAUAAGGACUUCCCGCUGAUAGAGGUGGGAAAGUUGGUGUUGGACCGCAACCCCAGUAACUACUUCGCGGAAGUGGAACAACUGGCCUUUGAUGUCAACAAUUUGGUCCCCGGUAUUGAUGUGUCACCUGAUAAAAUGCUCCAGGCCAGACUGUUUGCAUAUGCCGAUACACAUAAGCACCGUUUAGGUGCAAACUACCAACAAAUACCGGUGAACCGGGCGAAGUGCCCGCUAUACCACCCGACCCAACGGGACGGACCCAUGCGUUACGAUGACAAUCAGGGCAGUGCCCCGAACUACUGGCCCAACAGCUUCCACAACAUCAAGGAUGACCACCAGUACAAAGAGCACGGAGAGCGCCACCUCGUGGGCGACAUCGACCGACACGACUCGUCCAAUGAGGACAACUACGAACAGUCGACCGACUUCUGGAACAAAGUCCUGACCCCCGAUGAGAGGCAACGACUGGUCGAGAAUAUAGCUGAAAGCCUGGCGGAGACCCUACCCUUCAUUCAGGAGCGAGCUAUAGGCAACUUCGAGAGAGUGCACCCGGACUUAGGCGCCCGCAUUCGCUUAGCCCUCAACAAAGUGCAGAGCGCAAACCUGUAGGUUUACGACACAUUUUUAUGGGAC
This is a messenger RNA of Oppiella nova, 1487 nucleotides long. The record is from the annotation of a GenBank genome assembly. NCBI's taxonomy places the organism in Eukaryota, Metazoa, Arthropoda, Arachnida, Sarcoptiformes, Oppiidae.